This is a messenger RNA of Eruca vesicaria subsp. sativa (arugula), 333 nucleotides long. The record is from the annotation of a GenBank genome assembly. NCBI's taxonomy places the organism in Eukaryota, Viridiplantae, Streptophyta, Magnoliopsida, Brassicales, Brassicaceae.
AUGCCAAGGAAUCUGGGGAAGAAUACCCAAGUUAAAAUUUGCAGAGGAGAGCCAGUAAGAAAGAAAGAAAGAAAAGAUAUUGAUAAAGAUAGAUACAGAAUUCACGGCUUCUACAAAAAGAUCAGUGUGGUUAACUGUCCAAACACCCGCUGCAUCUCUGCGGUUUCCAGACGUCUCGGUUACGGCGGGUGGUUCCAUUUUUCUGUAGCUAGUGCAUCAUUUGAGUUUUGGUUAACGACAAGAGUUCGUCUCUGCUUUUUUCCUCAAGCAUCUAUAUUUAUUCAAAGAAGAGUCUAUGAGGGUUUCAAGCUUCAGCUUUACACUUCAGAUUGA